UCCUUGCACAACUCCUACAAAUGUUGUUAAAGUGUUUUCUUCUUCUUCUUAAAUAAUAGAGGCGGAUAAAAUCAGGAAAAGUGAGUUCAUCAAUUUUUAUUGUAAGUAUAUAUAGUUGAGCUCUCAUGAAAAGCAAUGAGUGAGAUACACCCUACGUGUAUACAUAUACUGCUGCUAUUUAUUUAUCUUGUCACUGCGAACAUCAAUAAGACGCUACUUUCAAUCACUGCGUUACACAUCUACACAUUUCAUUGUUUUUUUUUUUUUUAUUUUAUUUUCACAUUUAGAAUCAUCGAAUCAUUGAAAAAAGUUAUAGCAAAAAUCGUUUGUGAUCUGCACAGAAAAAUUAUAGUAUAUAGUAGCUUUUUCGUCCAUGUUUAGAAUAGAAAUUGAAAUGACAAUCAGGAGAGGAAGAAAUGUCUUAUAUUCUUUUACCUGGUUGAUUUGAGUGUAAAUGAAAUUGGAAGUAAAGUUUGGUAGGUCUUUAAAAUGUUUUUUGGUCGAUAGGAGAAGAAUGUGAUCUUUGAUAUUAUAUGCAUAGCAGAUGGUUCGUUGAGUCGGGAAUGGAUUUCAUUAACUGGAGAGAUCUCGUUUCGUUCAAGACUAGAAACGCGACUUGCGCGAACUGCGGAAGCUUGUUGGAAUUGUGGUUUGGGUUCGUUCUUUGUGAUUUGUGCUUAUGCACUGUUGUAGGAGACACUUUGGAUCUUCGAGAAUCGGAAGAGGAAGCCGAAGAAGCUCAGCAGACACAGACAGAGGAGGGCAGCGACGGCCCUGAGCCGGAAACAGGGGUGAAAUGCGCCCCCGUCGUCAUCAUCAAACGGCCACGGCUCAUCCACGGACGAUCGCUCGUCAACAAUUGGGAAAAGAAAUUGACUAGCACACAUCCAUCUGCCGAAAUUCGGGAAGCAGCCGUCGGCUUGACGGUCUGCCCAACCACUUGUGAGACCAUCAGGAUGGGUGGAGGGUUGAAUGGCUGGUUGCAAAGAUGUCGCGAAUCACGAAGACUUGUACUCGUGAUUGUCGCCAUCGCUUUGCUACUGGACAACAUGUUACUAACCACUGUCGUUCCCAUCAUCCCGGAGUUCCUGUAUGAUAUUAAACAUCCAAAUUCAACUUUGAGUCAACACCUAGAGGGAGCAUCCCCCGUAACAACUGUCAGCCUGGCCACAACAACAUUAACAACACCGACAGCAAAUAAUCUUUUGACAACGGCUUCUGGAAUAAGAUGUUCAUGUUGGAAUUCAUCAUCGAAUCAUACUCAUCCGGAAUAUUUUAAUUAUAAACCCACCCCUUUUACCGAAAUUUCAACUAUCAAUGUAACAAGUAUUGAAGAAAGAGAAAAAGUGGAAAGACAUCGAGAACUUGUGGAAGAAACUGUAGCAGUUGGAAUUAUGUUUGCCUCCAAGGCAUUUGUUCAGUUAUUAGCAAAUCCUAUUGUAGGUCCUCUCACUCACAAAAUUGGAUACGACAUUCCCAUGUUUACCGGAUUCAUUAUAAUGUUCUUAUCAACUUUAAUAUUUGCGUUCGGACGAAGUUACGGAAUACUGUUCUUGGCUCGUGCUCUGCAAGGAAUAGGAUCAUCAUGUUCAAGUGUUUCUGGUAUGGGUAUGCUGGCGGAAAGGUAUCAAGAUGACAAAGAACGUGGAAAUGCAAUGGGGAUUGCUUUAGGGGGAUUAGCUCUGGGAGUAUUAAUUGGUCCUCCGUUUGGGGGCAUCAUGUACGAAUUUGUAGGAAAAUCUGCUCCUUUCUUGGUUCUUUCUGCACUUGCUCUUGGGGAUGGAUUGCUGCAACUACUUAUGCUUCAACCUUCAAUAGUUUACACAGAAGUAGAGCCACCGUCUUUAAAAGCCCUCAUAACAGAUCCGUAUAUUCUACUUGCUGCUGGUGCUAUAACUUUUGCAAAUACUGGUAUUGCCAUGUUGGAACCUAGUCUUCCCAUUUGGAUGAUGGAUACAAUGGGUGCGAGCAGAUGGAAACAGGGGGCCACAUUUCUUCCAGCAAGCAUCAGUUAUCUUAUUGGCACAAACCUUUUUGGACCGCUCGGUCACAAAAUGGGAAGAUGGCUGGCAUCUUUGAUCGGACUUGUUGUUAUUGGAAUUUGUUUAAUAUGUAUACCUCUUGCGAAAAGUAUCAACCACCUGAUAAUUCCCAAUGCCGGUUUAGGAUUUGCAAUUGGCAUGGUCGAUAGUUCAAUGAUGCCAGAAUUGGGAUAUCUAGUAGACAUUAGACACACGGCGGUUUAUGGAAGUGUUUAUGCUAUCGGUGAUGUCGCAUUCUGUCUGGGCUAUGCUAUUGGACCUGCUCUAAGUGGAACUCUGGUGAACAGUAUAGGAUUUGAGUGGAUGCUGUUUUGGAUUGCGAUUCUUAAUUUCUUGUAUGCUCCUCUUAUGUACUUCUUAAAAUCUCCACCAACAAAAGAGGAACAGAAGUCCCUCAUAAUAGGAGAGAAAUCUUGCGUUCGAUACGAGUCCUACCAAAAUGAUGAAGAGGAGCCUUAAUGAUGAAGAAAGAUAUACGAAUUUUCAGCUUUUUCAUUUUAAUUUUGAAAAUAUUGAAUUUUUCGUCUUCUUUUUAAUUUAAUUAGAAUCUAUAAAUAUCGACCAAUUUCCCCGCGUUAAAAUGAUGAGCAUUAAGAUAACGUAUAUUUAAGAGUUUUUUGAUUAUAGAACUUUUCAUUUUAAGCGUUGAAAAGUACAUGUAAGAAUUUUAAGCGCUUUCUGGAUGAAAUCAAAUACACAUUCGUUGGCAAACUAAAAACAAUUUAGAAGCAAAAACAAUGACCUGUAAUAAAAAUGAUGCUUUUAAACGUAGAAAGUAUAUAAAAAUUAUAAUAUUAAUAUAUAAAAUUAGAUUUUGUCGUGAAAAACAUAAAACAAUUUCUACAUGUAAUUAUUAUUGUAAUUAUAUAUAACUGCAUUAUUAUCUCUAACAAAUGUGUUAGUAGACAAGAAAUACAUAAAGUAUAUGAAGAAAAAUAUUUCGAUUCUGGAUGCAUUGCUCUGACCGUACAACAAAUAAUUAAAUUCAUAUUUAGGAAAAUUAAAUAAAAUUUUUCACUGAAUUUUACCUUAGAGCUGUUUUAUCCUCAUAUAUUAAUUAAAGGAUAUUAUAUUCAGAAUGUGAUAUGAAAAAUUGGUUCUUAAGGUAGAAUGAAAUAUUUAAAUAUCACAUGUUACGUCUUUCACUUAUAAAAUUUAUAAAUAAAAGUUAAAAAUAUAAAAGUUGUCAAAUAUAUAAUCACAAUAAAAUAAUUAUAAAUAUCGAAAUAAAAGCAAUGAUGUAUAUUAUGAAAUAUGCGAUGCAAGGCAACUUAUUAUUCAUAUUAUAAUAUUUGGUGAGAAAAACCCAUAAUAGUCUUGUGCACCUAAUAUUUAUUCAAUAAUAUGAAAAGUUGCAUAUUGUUUAGACAAAAGAUGAAAUAUAUUGACAUAUAAGUAAUAAUCGAAAUUUCAUGUCGUGGGUCUAUAAGUGUAUUAAAUAUAUUAUUCUACAUGAAUAUUGCAUAUAAUUGUUAAAACUUGAACUGAAUCUUUAUUAUAGGCAUAUAAGAAUUACAGUAAAUAUCAAAGCUAUUCAUAAAUUGCGAAUCCUAUAAUGACUUUUUAAUGGGGAUGAAAUCUUUAAAAUUCAAAAUUUAUAAAAAAAAAAGAAGGAAACCACCUGAUUUGGAUUCCCUGAAUGGCUGCAGGGAAACCGUGCGAUAAAUGCGAUCGGGUUAAUUGAAGCGCUCCUUAUAACAAUAAUUGAUUACAUUUUUAAAAUAUUCUGCAUGAUUGAAAAAAUGACGAAUCCCCAAUAAUGAAAAUGACGAUUUUAAUUUUUUUUCUUAUUAACAACAGUUUUAAAAAAAUUGAGUUUAUAUCAACUUUUGUAUUUAAUUUAUGCCUAUAAAUUUUUUUAACUUCGUACAAACUUGCGUUCUUUAACAUUACUUUAUCGAAAUUUCAUAUUUUCGCUUUUAUGUUUAAAAAAAAGGUUUGAAAUAUUUGAAAAGAACGUGUUCUUUAUAUUAAUGUCAACCGAAUUUAGAUAAAAUAUGAGGGAAAAAUGAUUAUUAAAUUUCCAGACAACACACGAAUCAUAUGUGAGAGAAUUCGCAGUUGAAAACUAUGAGAAAUAAAAUGUAUAUUUUGAAAAAAAAAAAUAAAAUAUAUAAAUACAUGGAAAAACUCGAUGUUUAACGUUAAUAUUAUCUAGAUGUUAAAGUUUAAAAUAUCUUUGUUUUAAUGUAAGAAACUGUCUAUAUAUUAAAAUUUAAUAUCUAGAGAUUUGAUGUAUUGAACGUUAAUGUUACGCAGUUUUUCUGCGGAUAUCAAAUUGAGACAAAAAAACGAAUCAAAAGUGUCAACUUUUGAUUCGUUUUUUGUCUCAAUUUGAUAUCCUGAGAAAAAAUGUGGUCGAGUAAAUGAAUAUAUAAUUUUUAGUCAAAAACAGAAUUAAUGUUUAAAUUAUAGAUUAUUUUCAAAUAAAGCAACCAAAAAAUAUAUCAAGAAUAGAAGUGCAGGUUAUUAUUUAAACCAUAAAAAUUUAAAAGUCUGUAAACUUUUGCAAAGAUUCGAUAUUUUCUAUAUUAUAUUUAUAAAUUUACAAAGAAUUUGAAAAAAUCGGUAAAAUAAUAUAAUCUUUUCUUUAAUAAAUUAUAUGUAAAGUGAAGAAAAAAGUCUAGUCUUCUGCUGCCAAUUCAAAAAAACAAUAGGUAUAUGCAGUCUGCAAACCUACUCCCGGUACGGAACGCGAGUCAAUUCGUUGUCUCGGAAUUUGAUAAUCGCUCUUCUCUUUCUAUAUAAAUCAAGAAAUAUAAAAAACGCUGAAUUCGAAGUCGAAAUAUUUGCCAAAUAAAAAGAGACAUUUGUUUAACUAUAAACAUAUAAGUAUAUAACGCAAUUGCGGAAAAUGUUAUUUAAGAGUAUAGAUUAAUAACAGAUAUUUAUUAUUGUACUUGUACUUAAGAAUUUUUAGUAAAUUAUUUAUAUACGCCUCAGAAAAUAUUUUCAAAAGACAACCAAGGCUAAUACAACAUAAUUUGAUGUUGUUCCUGGUACGAUUCAACUAUAUUAAUUUUCUUAAUGUCCGUCGAUGGCGUGUAUUAAAAGAAAGAUAAAAGAAAGACAAAUGAAUUCAUCACCUUGACAGUCUUUGAUUGUGUUUAUCGUUUCAAAUUUGAAUUCGUAUUAAAAGAAAAUUAAAAAUUAAAAAUUAAGAAAAGUUUGAAAAGAAAAAAGAAUAUUUUACGUAAAAGCCUAUAUACUAUAAAUUGCUUGCUAUUACCAUCACCAUAUUACUGAUAUACUAUAAAUAUACUGCUACUACUGGUAGUUUAAAUCUGUGUUCGAAUUGCAAUGCAAUCAAAAAUGGUUUAAAAAGCUGUGUAAACGGGUCACGUACAGCUUCCAUAGAAUAGUAGAAGUCUAACUAUACAACGAAACAUUAAAUACUUUUAUUUCUAGAAACAACAUUUUUAGCAUAAAUUCAUAAGCGUAUGAUUGAACUUUUUUUCUUUUAUUACCAUAUAAAUUUAUAUUUUAAUAAAAAGUUGUCUUUUCUAUAUGUUUGUCAAAAAAUUUCUCGAACGAAAUUUCAAUGCAACGAAUAGUGAAUUGUAAAGAUUUCUAAAAAGUAUGUAACUAGUAUAGAUUAUUAUAUUAUAUUAUUAAUUACAUCAACAAAUGGUUUAUUAAGAAGGGUUGUGAUAAUAAAUUAGAAACUAUAUCGAAAGGCAUUAUCGUUUUAAGUUAUAUUAUAAUUUCGUUAUGUAAUCGAAAUUAGUGACUCGUCGAGGGCUGCUAUUGUGAACAGACAAUAAGCAAUCAAAAAACGCAUCUCCCAGUAGUUGAUGAAUAGGAAAUCGAUUAUUUAUUUAAUGAAAAUGAAACAAAAAAAGUUUUUAAUUUCAUCCUUACACAGAUUGUAUACCUAAUCUAAAAUUCUAAAAUUACUCCUCCAAACAAAAAACUUGCGUCUUGUCUGUAAAAGCAUGGAAGGAGGGAAAAAAGUAUAGUUUACGCAUGAUAAUGUCUUACAUUCUCUAAUUUUGUCUCUAAUGAAAAAGUUACAAUGAAUGUAAAAAAGUAUAUUUAUGCAUUAUUUUAUCGUCUAUUUCCAUAUUUAUAGUCAGCUGGUAAAUGGGUCCGAUUUAAAGUCUUUGUAGAAAGAAACAAAGGCUUGAUUUACGCAGAAUAUAUACUAUAAUAUAUGUACGUGUUAUUAUUUUGAAAAAUAUUUAUUCCUUACGUGUAUGUAGCUUGAAAUUUAAUUAACGCUAUAUUAUAAAAAUAUUCGGCUUCGAAUUGCGUUUUGAAUUUCGACAAAAGAAUGAUACAAUUUAAAUUGACAACGACAAGGACUUUGAAAAUGAUAUUUUGGAUGAUGCUCAUAUCAAAACUGAAAAAGAAAAAAAAAUAGCAUAAAUUUUGCUUAAAUGCAUAAUUAAUAAUUAUUCGAAUGGCAUAAUCAAAACAUAAUAUGUAAAAUAGAAGCAAUAAGUUACUUUAUUCUGAUAGUUUAUGUACCUGUAUUAAUUGUAUGGACAAUAUAUUGCAUGUGUACUAUAUAAAUAAAUUUGACGUUGAUAUAGA
This is a messenger RNA of Leptopilina heterotoma, 6578 nucleotides long. RefSeq names its product synaptic vesicular amine transporter (gene Vmat). Gene Ontology annotation, molecular function: serotonin:sodium:chloride symporter activity. Gene Ontology annotation, biological process: transmembrane transport; aminergic neurotransmitter loading into synaptic vesicle. NCBI's taxonomy places the organism in Eukaryota, Metazoa, Arthropoda, Insecta, Hymenoptera, Figitidae. The transcript has 14 exons. The record is from RefSeq and is a predicted model, not a curated record. Gene Ontology annotation, cellular component: synaptic vesicle membrane; terminal bouton. Bases 534 to 2501 code for a protein of 655 amino acids.